Molecule: messenger RNA, 4109 nt
Organism: Bufo bufo (common toad)
Lineage: Eukaryota; Metazoa; Chordata; Amphibia; Anura; Bufonidae
Gene: R3HDM1
Product: R3H domain containing 1
Molecular function (GO): nucleic acid binding
Source: RefSeq, a predicted model, not a curated record
ACAGUGUAUGUACACAGGUUCCAAGUGCCGAACAGCAGAAUUUGCAGCCUUGGAUGUGACUGGGGGAAGAGGACAUAAUGUAACUCAAGAUUAGUAACAAGAUAAGUGAAUGACACCGUCUUGGACGCUGAAGAGCAUUUCACGACAGCCUUGAGUUCUUCCCUGUAGUGUAAAAGGUGACCAAAGAAGGAGGACAGCGCCCCCUGUUGGUGCGAGAGAUGCCUCACUUGACCUCCAGCCACAUCACCCAGCCCAGGACCUUCCACUGGUGACAGGGACAUGGGACGGCUUCUGUCACCUUCCAGAUGGUUCAUUACAACUGACAUCCUGCUUAAUCUCGGUGGGAAGGAGCCUGAAAAUAUUUCUCUUUGUUACUCUGGGACAUCACAUACUCAUAGCAGUAGGAUUCAUCAGGUUUUGUAUAUCCUUUAAAGUUUUAAAGUGACCUUUUCCAAUGAGGAUGUCUGGUAUUGUUGCUGUAAAAGACGACCCAGAUGCCAUGAAGGGAUCCGAGAACGACCUGAGCCACUCCAGCUCAAUCGAGAACCUCCUCCUGACCGCAGGGCUCGAGAAAUCGCCGGCAGAAAGGGAUGACGGUGGUUGCGAUAACCAGCAGGAUCCUACGCGCGCGGUUCAGCCUUUGGGGCAAACCGGAAAAAGGUCUAAGUCAAGUUCAAAGUUAAAGCUAGUGCGGAGUCUGGCUGUGUGUGAAGAAUCGCCUCCUCCUUCCACAGCUGAUUCCCCCUUGGAGUUUCAGGAGCCCCUUCCAGAUCUCCAGGAGCCAAUAUUGAUUCAGCUUGCACCAUCCCCUGGAAAAGAGGAUCAACCUUCUAAAGAUGAAGCUGAAAAGGAAAAAGGGAAUGAAAAAUCCACUCGCAAAAUGCUUUCUCGAGUCUGUGAAAGUUUUGAGUUUAAUUUACCUGACAAUGGCCUUGAUGGAUUCCAGACAGAAUACACGGAUUCCACCGUAGACCUCCACGAAUUGGUGAACACUCUGAAAAGUAACCCCAGGGACAGAAUGAUGCUGCUCAAAUUGGAACAGGAUAUAUUAGAUUUUAUUUCUACCAACGAAAUUCAGCGAAAGAAAUUCCCUCCGAUGACCUCCUAUCACAGGAUGCUCCUGCACAGAGUCGCCGCAUACUUUGGCCUCGAUCACAAUGUGGACCAGAGCGGCAAAUCUGUAAUUGUGAACAAAACGAGCAAUACAAGAAUCCCUGAUCAAAAAUUUGAAGAACAUAUCAAGGAUGAGAAGAGCAUGGACUUCCAAAAGCGGUACAUUCUCAAAAGGGAUAACUCCAGCCUAGACAAGGACGAUAAUCAGAUGAGGAUGAGGUUGAAGGAUGACAGGAGAAGCAAGUCCAUUGAAGAGCGGGAAGAGGAAUACCAGAGGGCUAGAGAGCGGAUUUUUGCACAAGAGUCCCUGUGUUCUCAGGAGAAUUUUCUCACGGAUAAAAGACUUCAGGAGGAAGAGUGUAAUCUUACCCAGCAAAGGCGCCAGAUAUUUAGGAUCAAUAAAGACGCUUCAGGUAGAUCAGGAAACAGCCUCUUCAGCAGUACUGAGAAUGAUGUCAAGUAUAAUGAGCCUCGCCCGUGGAGCAGUACGGACUCCGACAGCUCCAUCCGAAACCUGAAGCCCGCUGUCACCAAAGCUAGCAGCUUCAGUGGGAUUUCGGUUUUGACACGAGGGGAUAGCUCUGGAAGCAACAAAAGCACAGGCAGGCUUUCCAAAACAGGUUCAGAGUCAUCUAGUAGUGUAGGGUCGUCCAGAGGUUCUCUGUCACACUCCCAGCAGCCUCUUCCAGUGCCCGCUGUAAGCCAGCCUUCCCAUGACUCAGCCGCCGUCUAUCCACCUGUCAGCACUAGUAAUUCUCUUUCCUUUGAUGGUGGCUUAAGUGGGCAAGUGGCUCCAUCUAGUACUAGCUUCUUUUUGCUUCCCUUGGAAGCCACUGGCAUUCCACCCGGCAGCAUACUGAUCAACCCACAAACAGGUCAGCCAUUUAUAAACCCAGACGGCACUCCAGUCGUGUAUAAUCCCCCUGUGACUCAGCAACCAGUUAGGACCCAAGUGCCUGCCCCAGCGCCCCCUCCUCCUCCUCCUCCACCACCUCCUCCACCACAGCAAUCUUCCAGCCACCUAAUCACCCAGUCAGACAACCUGGGCUCCCAGUUUAGCCAUAUGAGUCUUGCCAGACAGCCUUCGGCAGAGUCUUCAGACCAUUCGACCAUGUUCCAGUCCACCGUGGUGCUUCAACCUUCUGCUCAGUCCGGCUACAUCAUGGCGCUCCCUCCUCCCCCUCCUCCACCGCCACUUGGACAACCUUUACCACCCCCCAACUAUUCUGCCUCCAGCCAGCCUGUCAAUCCCACAGUGCUGCAGCCGCAGGGAUACAUCCAGCCCCCCUCUCUCCAGCAGAUGCCAACCUGCUACUGUGCUCCAAACCAGUAUCCUCACGUGAACCAACAAUACCGACCCGUAUCAUCUGUCCAGUUUAGUUCUCAACCAAACCAAACACUGCCACACGCUGCCCCCCACCAAACAGCUUAUCCUGCAGUUAUGCCCAGCCAGCAGCCGACCUACCACCACCAAGGCAUGGUCAAUGUGCAGCAGCCUCAGAGUCAGACGUUGGUCAGCGGGCAGCUUGGCAACAUUGCCAAUCCCAUCCAAGGUGUUAUGGUGCAGUACUCCUCAGUGCCCUCAUACCAGGUUCCUGUUCGGCAAGGCUCCCAGUCUGUGCUACAACAGCCAUAUCACCAACAGGUGCUCAUUCCUAACCAGUCCCACCAGGGCCAGUUACCGACCACGGGGAUGCCGGUUUUCUACAGCGUCAUCUCACCGGGACAGCAGAAUAACCUGAGCUCCUCAGUGGGGUAUAUGCAGCAUCCGGGAUCCGACCAGAUGCAAUUUCCAAGGGCAACCUCUCCUUGUAGCUCUCAGCCACUGCCAGGUCCUCAGUGUGCAGCAGUACCAGCGCCGCCCCCUCCUGGUGGAAUGGUAAUGAUGCAGCUAAAUCUUCCUCACAACCCACCACCUCAAACACAUUCACCACCUCAGUGGAAGCCAAAUAAAUAUUAUUGUGACCACCAGAGGGCUCAUAAAACGGAGUACGGAGGCUUGGAUCUGUCUGCACAGCAUAGUUCACAUCUAAGCAGCCCCAUCACAUCGCCCACUCAGUCACCGGUUCCUGUCCAAUUAACCAACAUGAAAAUUAUCCGCCCUGGUUUAUCACCUCUCCCUCUAGUUCCACAUUUUUCUAGACCGUUUGCUCCAGGACAAGGUGAUACAAGAUAUCCGUUACUUGGUCAGCCAUUACAAUACAAUGCUCCUCAAUUAGUACAUGGACAUAUAACAAGUCAACAGGGUCAGUCUGGACACAGACAUGGAAAUAGAGGCAAAAAAAACACCAAGAAAGCUGCUUCCACAGACCUCUCUGCGGGUGAACCUGUUGUUGGGAAAGUCCUAGAAAUCACAGAACUGCCCGACGGGAUCAGCCGCAAAGACGCCGAAAUGCUUUUUGGUGAACUUUUUAAAGCAGGUGCUAAAAUUCGGUGGCUCCGGGACCCCCGAUCACAGCAGACCCCACAUCAACACCAUCAACACUACUGCGGCAGCGGGGAGAGCCACACGAGUACUGAACAAGCCAGCCCCUCUUCAGACUUGGCCUCCACCUACACCAUCGUGGCGACGUUCCCCACCGUCUCAGCUGCUAAGUUUGCACUGAAAGAACACAAUAAUUUAAUGAACAAGUUUAGACUGAGAACGAGCAGAAAACCCUACGACCUUCACAUCCUUGAAAGAGCGAGCUCACAGUAGAAGAAACGGGGAGGGGAUGGGGGGGGGGCGUUCCUGCAUUGCCUGCCUUUGCCACGUGAUAAGGAUGGGCCUUUGGAGGGGUUUCUGUCUACGCCGAGAGUCGGAGCAUCACCACCACCACGAUCUGGGAACUGCAGAACUCCCUACAGCGCCGGCAGAAAGUCACCCGUCAGUAGGACUGCCCUCCUCUACCCUCCCCUUUUAUAGCCUGUUUGUUUUAUAUUUAUAUUUCUGUAUCGGACCCAAAGUUCUCUUGUACAGAAAAAAAAAUAAGAUAUGAUGUUCAUAAUGAAUGCCC